GCCGGGGCGGAAGCGCGGCGGGGCGGGGCCCUGUGGGCGGCCGCGGGACACCCGGUUGGCCCUGCCCGGCCCGGCCCGGCCCUGCCCUGCCCUGCCCUGCCGGUAAUCGCCGUCGCCUCCCGCCGGUGCCCGGCAUCAUGAGCGGGAGCGACGAGCCCAACCUCCUCAGCCCGCCGCCCGCUGAGGGCGAGCGGCCCCUCAGCCCCUGCGAAGGCUCGCCGCUCUCCCUCGCGUCCCGCUCCGGCUGCCCGGGCUGUGAGGAAGGGCAGCGGGCGGCGGCCUCUCGGAGCCCGCCAUGCCAUAGGAGGUCUGAAUGCUCUGAAAUAGCAGGGGGAAGAAAAGUGUCACUUUUGAAAGAUGACCUUUCACCAUGGGAAGAAUGGUACAUUAGCAAAGAGAAGGAGUUGCGUGCCCGCUUACAAGCUAGAGCUGCAGAGGAAAUGAAUAAACAGCUUGAGAAAAUGAAGGAAAAUCAAGAAUAUGAAAGAAGAAAAAGGAUAGCUGAAGAGAAACACAAGGAAUGGGUCCAAAAAAAAAGAGAAGAGGAAAGAAGAGAAAGGAAACGAAAGUUGAGCAAAGAAAUGGUGGAAAAGGCUACAAGGGAACUAGAAAAAAUACAGUUACAAGAAAAGGCUGACAUAAAAUAUAAAGAGUGGUUAAAGAAGAAGAGAGCUGAAGAGGCAGAAAAGAAGAAAAAAGAGAAGGAAAAAGAAAAAGAACAGGAGGCUGAGCUACAGGAGAAGAGAACAAGAUCAGAGAAAAUCUUUAAGGAAUGGCUGCGAAAUGCUAGAAAUAAACCACAACCUGCUUUAAAUGGUUAUGGUUUCCCACAUGGGAAGUCUACAGGAAGUGAUAGAAAUUUGUAUCCAGCUCCAGCAUAUUGUAAUCCCAUUCCUUGGAAACCAGUACAUGUGCCUCCCCCAAAGGAAGACAGUGUUCUUACCAUGAAGAAGAGUAAGAGACCUGUAUCCUGUCAGCCACAUGCAUCUUUACCAAUGGUGAUUUCUAAGCACAAAAGUAACCCUUGUGUUGGAUCCCUGUGCAGAAAGAAGUUAUAGUCCAGAAUAAAUGUUCUUACAAUCUUGAGCAAACUGGGCCAUAAAUGUGAAGUUCUGUGUAGUUAUAGGUCCAAAGCAAAUUGCUUUGUGCCCUUUUUUCCCCCAUUUUUGUGAGCAAGUUUUGUGUUUACUGCUAGUUGACCAAUUGGGCUUUUUAUGUUUUUUCUAUAUUGCAUUUUAAUUAAAAAAAAAAAAAAAGGGAAAGAUAGAUUGUAAUGGGACUGUACCUCAAUACCAAUAAAAUACACAAAAUUGUUUCUUC
Messenger RNA from Cinclus cinclus, 1320 nucleotides. RefSeq names its product coiled-coil domain containing 34 (gene CCDC34). Lineage: Eukaryota; Metazoa; Chordata; Aves; Passeriformes; Cinclidae. The transcript is spliced from 6 exons. The coding region runs from base 138 to 1058 and encodes 306 amino acids. The record is from RefSeq and is a predicted model, not a curated record.